AGAUCGUGUACUCGACGGUGAACGGCAUCAGCUCUACCUUAAGGGUAGAAUUUCCGCUAAAAUUCGACGAGUUUAGAGGUAGGUAGCUAAGCGAUUUACGGAGAGAAGAGCGAUUUAGUCGGGUUGGCAGUGGGAUCGGAAGGGAGUAAAAGGAGAGCCAUACUGUAUAUCGCAGCGCACGACUUCUGUGAUUGGAAAGGGGGAGCACGCAAGACAGAGCGACACCGACACCGACAUCGACAGCAGCUGCGAUGAAAUCACUCCGACGAGGGGAAGGAGUUGCUCCAGAGGAUAUAACCGAAAUCUUCCUCCCAUAGCGAAGAAAAUAUCCUCACUUCCUCCCAACACCGCCCUGUUGGUCCUUCGGAAAUUCUGGCGAGUUUUUACUUCCGCUACUCCAGAUCAUCAAUACGAACGACCUGUAUCAAAUCGAAGUAUUAACGCUAGCAUGAACAUGCAAAACAACGAGAGUGAGUCAACUAUUCUCGCCGAGGGUCCUUCGCACCCGAAAAGGUCACGAAUCCCGCUAUCGAACAAAUCCAACAUCGCCACAAGCCUCCUCACGAGACAAACCCCUUAUCAUGUUACUGCCGUAAUCUCUACACGAUGGGACCAUAGAGACUCGUCUGAGGGGCAGCCCAGCUCCCACGGAUCCAUAUACGACGCAGGCUUGAUAUCGGCCAGCGAACUCGACGCCAAGUCGCCGUGCCAGACCCCGGAUCCGGUCCCACUUCCUGCAACUUCGGUUCCGCCGUCACCUCGAGCUGCAUUCCCAAUAAUAGCAGAAAGACCGGCUACCCCUCCCUCGCCGCCGGCGCCGUUGGCGUCAUCCCGGCCCUCCAUUUCCCCGAAUUCGGAGUCCCCACUCUCUCAGCUCGCCGCGGCCUUCGACGCGACGGCAACGACGUUUCUGUAUGGUUGCGGCACCGAGCUCGCGCCCAUACGGGAGCAGCGCAGCGCCGCCACCUUGCGCACCAGCGGUAGCCGCUCGACGUCUAACAUCUCGUCGCUGAUGCCGCCGCGCCUCCAGCCCAGCCGCCGCCGCUUGCGUGACGGUUAUCAUACUAAGGAUCACAACGACGAGAAUGAGAACGAUGGGGGUCCCCUUCCGAGCAGAAACAAGGAUAAAAACAACCGCGGCGCCGACAAAGGCAAUAAUUUCAGCACGCCUCCCCUCUACCGACAGCAUAUUUUGCGUCAGCGGCGCUCCUUCAGCAUGGACGACGUCAGACCCCUCGUCGGCGCUACGGCCACGUCCACUUCGGCUCCUGCCGCUACCUCGGCCGCCGCCACCACCGCUCGUAGCAGCCAUGCCGACCGCCGCGACCAGGACGGCAGCAACAGCAGCCGCGACCACGCGUGCGCAGACGCAGACGCCGGUAUCCACGCGUACCCGCGGAACCCGCGGUACUCGCCGCACUGCGUGCCCCGCACCCCCCUCGGGUUCGCAGAGCACUGGAUGGCGGAGGCACGACGGCGGCUCCUCGAGGCGGAGGCGGAGCGGGAUCAGGCUUACGGUCGUACUAGCAAUAUUAGGGGUAGGAGCUGGAGCGAGGGCAGUAGAGGUAGUGGUAGAAGAGUCACGGUGGGACGUCGCCGAGGCGAGCCGCCGCUAUUCGAGCCCCAGUUCCACAGCAUCGGCGGGAGACACGCCGGAAUCCCGCUCGCGGGCCAUGCUUCUUUGCGGACGGAGAGGGAGAGGGAAAGAGGUAGGGAGGGUAGGGGGGUGGUUGAGGAGGGGCGAGAGGGGGGAUCGCGGAGCCAGGGCCCGGAGACGAGAGAACGGAGGAGGGAGAGUAGCGACGGGAGCCAUCGCUACGAGAGCGGGGGCUUCUCCGACCAAGCGGCAGCGGAGGAGGACACGACGGCUACGGCCGUGGAAACUGUGCUAGGCCGACGCGGAGGCGGCGUCGGGAACCCGCGCGUGUGCAGAGCUUGCGGGCGGCCGCGGUCGCAGUGGCGGAGACGUCGCCCCGGAGAGCUACGCCGUCGCGCGUGGUGCCCCCGGUGCGCGUGGCACGGCGUGCUGGCGGAUCUUUGCUGCGGCCGCUGCGGACGCCCUGGCGUGGCGUCGCGGAGCUAGUCGGCCGGAUUCAAUACGGGCGGGGGGUAAGAGGAGGAGAGGAGGAGAGGAGGGAAAGAGAGUGAGUGUGUAUGGGUUACUUAUCGGGGUUCAGGGGCAGGGGACAGGUAUAUUUAUUGCUCGUGUCUGCCAACACCCUAGUAGUAGUUUAGUUUUCCACCCCGCUGCCCUCCCCCUCUCCGCCUCUCUUUGGGGGGCCAGGUAAGCGGGUAGUAGCCGCUAGGCACGUACGAACACGCACUGGCACAUGGAUACAGUGAAGGGGAGGGAGGAGGACAGCGAGGAAGAGGGGGAGGGGGACUGGCGAGGAUUCUGCCUAACGUCAACAUCCUUAUCACCACCUAAUAAUAUU
Molecule: messenger RNA, 2435 nt
Organism: Durotheca rogersii
Lineage: Eukaryota; Fungi; Ascomycota; Sordariomycetes; Xylariales; Xylariaceae
Exons: 1
Coding region: 449-2083 (544 amino acids)
Source: RefSeq, a predicted model, not a curated record